This is a messenger RNA of Neltuma alba, 1345 nucleotides long. RefSeq names its product RING-H2 finger protein ATL52-like. Gene Ontology annotation, molecular function: transferase activity. Lineage: Eukaryota; Viridiplantae; Streptophyta; Magnoliopsida; Fabales; Fabaceae. Gene Ontology annotation, biological process: protein ubiquitination. Bases 169 to 1128 code for a protein of 319 amino acids. The transcript has a single exon. The record is from RefSeq and is a predicted model, not a curated record.
GAUUUUGCUCCACCAACUUUGCGUCUCAUGAUUCCUUCCAUGACGAACAAAACAUGUCUUCCUUUACUCUUCCCUUGCCCACCACCUACUUUCCCUUCCUCUCUCUCUCCUCCUCCUUCUCAUAAAUCCAAAAUCACACACUUAAGAGCUGAUGAUUGAUUUCAGAUCAUGGGUUCUUCUUUCCUGAACACCCCAUAUAAUCCAUGGACGCCUGCAGAUGCUGUUCUUCGAGAUUGUUCUCAAGGAAUCUGCAGCUUCUAUUGCCCUCAAUGGUGCUCCGUCAUUUAUCCUCCUCCUCCUUCACCUUCCCUCACGGCCAUCGGAGUUGCCGCCACCGCGGGUGACGAAGACUCUUCUUCUUCUUCAUUCCGGCUUUCUCCCCUCAUAGUCGCUCUCAUCGGCAUCCUAGCAAGUGCUUUCGUCUUAAUCACUUACUACACCAUCAUCUCUCGAUUCUGCACAAGACGAAAUCGAAUUCACCAAAACGACACCAACCAAUGGGUAAACGACAAUGACGAGUCUGCGAUUCAAGCCUCCUCUUCUUCCGCCAAUACCGGCGGCUUAGACGAAGCCAUCAUCAGAUCAAUCACAGUCCGUAAGUACAAGAAAGGAGAUGGAUUAGUCGAAGGUACCGAUUGCUCUGUGUGUCUCAGCGAAUUUCAAGAUUGCGAGAGCUUGAGAUUGUUACCUAAAUGCAACCACGCGUUUCAUCUUCCUUGUAUCGACACUUGGUUGAGAUCGCAUUCGAGUUGUCCUCUAUGCAGAUCCAAUAUCGUCAUAUCCAACACUUGCUCGUCGUCUUCUUCUGGUAAUUUACCGAAUCAAAGAGAGAAUUCUCAGUCCCAGGAGGCUUCGCGAACACACAGCGUGAAUGUAUCUGCGUUGGAAUACCAGUACAGGAACGAUACAGUGAUAGUGAUUCAGGGUUCUGAACAGGAAAUUCAGGUCGGUUUUGCAGGGAAUUUGGCGGAGAGGAAUGGGAAUGAAUCCAAUCAGGGAAGACUGUUGUUGGUUGCUGAUAUAUUGAGGAGCAGUGAAGAUGAUGACGAUGAGGACGAAGAAGUCGAGAUUGGAAUAUCGUCGAAAGAAAAUGGGAAAGAAGAGAAGAGGAAAGUGCGAUCGGAAUGAAAGUGAUUUGAUUCGUUUUCCUGGAAAAUUCGUGUUCACAAGAGAUCCGAACCUGGAGAGUUAUCAAUUCCCAAAUCAAAUGGUAACAUCUUUCAUAUUCUUUCUUAACAACAUCAUCGUUCUGACGAAUUAUGAUGGUCUAAUCCUGACAGCUAGUAUUGAUUCCGUAUUUGUCUGAAACUUUUUAUUGGCAGAAAUUUUUAUUCUCUCCCUCGUC